This is a messenger RNA of Micromonas pusilla CCMP1545, 816 nucleotides long. RefSeq lists its product as uncharacterized. The record is from RefSeq and is a predicted model, not a curated record. Bases 1 to 816 code for a protein of 271 amino acids. Gene Ontology annotation, molecular function: protein binding. NCBI's taxonomy places the organism in Eukaryota, Viridiplantae, Chlorophyta, Mamiellophyceae, Mamiellales, Mamiellaceae. The transcript has a single exon.
AUGGCCGCGUCCGGAGGAGAUCCAGGGACGAGCGCCUCCGGGCGGAAGCGUCAGAGAAACGAGAAUGCUUCGGAGGAGGAGGACAAGGAGGACGAACCCACCGCGACGGAGGAACCGCCGCCUGAUGAGGAGCGGUCCACUGAAGAGGAGGACGACGACGCCCCAAUCGAGAUUGACGAGGACGACGACCCCGUGGAGUUGCUCGUCGCGCAAGGUGUGAGCGAAGAAGUGGCGAGAAGAGCGCUCGAGAACGCAGAUGGCGACGUGGACGAGGCGGUGAUGGAGGUGAUUCGCUUACGCGAGCUCGAGGAGGAGGAAAGGGACAUGGCUAAAGGGAUGGAGGAGUCGCUGAGAGAGGCGGAGGAGGAAGCGACCAAGAGAGAGGCCGAGCUCGCGGAGAAGAAGCGUACUGCCCCCGCGGAGUAUUUCGCCGGUUCGUCGUUCCUGAGUCAUCUCGGCGUAGACGCGAGCGAGCGAUUACUCCGUGAGGAGUCGUCGAGUCGUGACGACGUCAUGCAGCUGCUCGACUUUGAGAGGCAAUGCAAAAAAUGGUACCGAGGGAACGGGAAGGAGGUGGACAGCAAGUUCGCCGCCAUCGCCGCGGAGAUCGUGGCGAACCUCCCCGAUGUCGACGCCGCGAAGGAAGAGAGCGGCGAGACGGAUAUGCUCCACAGCUUGAUCGUUGCGCAUCUGAUGACGUUGAGAGAGGCGGUUCUCGCCCAUGUCCCCGAGAAGAGCGGUUCCGUGCCGGAGAUUUUCUCGCCGACGAAGACGGCUGAUGAGAUAGAGGAAGUUGACCUGUGUGACAGCGAUUGA